GCCGCGCGAGACGGACGUGUGCGCGCAUCCUGAGAGCGUCGCGUGCCAAGCGCGAGCCUGAAACGCAAGGAUGAAACCACCACCCCUGAGCUGAGUAUAUAAAGUCCAGAGACACAUCUGUCCUGAGGAGAAGCGCACCACUCUCUGUUCCACCACACGUCGCAGAUGCUGUCGGCUUUUGUAUUAAAUUUUUGACACAUUUUUUAGUCUAGUUUCAGACUUUUCAAUCCUCAAAGCGAAAGGAAAACGUCCUGGAUUUACAUAAGCUGUACCUUUUCUGUCACAAUUCGUGUAGUGCCAGACAUCAUGAUUCCUCCUGGAGACUGUAUGUAUGCUGGGAGGAAGAGGAGAAAGCCCAUUCAAAAGCAAAAACCAACAGGAGUGAACCAGAAGUCGAACCCGUCGAAGAGACACCGGGACCGACUUAAUGCCGAGUUGGAGCGACUGGCCAGUCUGCUGCCCUUCACUCCAGAGGUCAUCUCCAAACUGGACAAGCUGUCGGUUCUUCGUCUCAGCGUGAGCUAUCUCCGCGUCAAGAGCUUCUUUCAAACCAUUCAGGAGAAAACGAGCAAAAAGCAAAGCCCUGCUUCCUGCAGUCCUGAACCCAAGAAACACAACAGCAUUCUGGAAAGCGAUCUUCUUCUGGAGUCUUUGACCGGCUUUGCGCUGAUUGUUAGCUCGGACGGAGUCAUCUUCUACGCUUCCUCUACGAUUGCAGACUAUCUUGGCUUCCAUCAGACUGAUGUAAUGCACCAGAACAUCUUUGAUUAUAUCCAUGUGGACGAGCGGCAGGAGUUCAGAAGACAGCUGCAUUGGGCUAUGAAUCCCCAGCAGGAGCACCACUCUUCCUCAGGAUCUGAUGAAGACUAUGUGGUGAGAAGUCUGUUUAAUGCACACGAGCAAGACAGCGUGCCUCCUGAACUUUCUCCGUUCCUCACUCGCUGUUUCAUCGCUCGCGUACGCUGCCUGCUCGAUAACAAAUCCGGCUUCCUGAGGAUGCAGUUCCAGGGCAGUCUGAAGUUCCUCCAUGGCCAGAAGAGGAAGAAUAAAUCUGGUGCUGUGCUUCCACCUCAGCUGGCCCUGUUCUGUGUGGCCGUGCCACUUGUCUUGCCCUCCAUCACCGAGCUCAAAAUAAAGGGCAUGAUGAACAAGCAGAAAAGCUCCAACAUCAGUGAGAAGAGGAACCACAUCACACGCACCCCUUGUGAUGCUGGCGACAUGCCGCUCAACUGGCACAGCGAAUCGUGGCCGACUCUCCCCAAAGAAGGCAUCCAGUAUAAAGACGAAGGUUUCUACACCCAAGAGGAGCCCCUUAACUUCUGCAUGUCUUCUACGCCUGUCCCUAAAGUGCAGCCUACACAAAGCCCCUGGGACUCUCGUUGUCACUCACACGGCAGCUACUUUGGCAGUAAACUGGGGAAGCACAUGCAGUUGGGAAAAUUCCGCUUCUCCUCAGCCAUGUCGCAGUGUAAGCCGUAUGGGCUCACUGAUAAGGAAGGGUACUGUGGGUACAGGAAGACUGAGAACAGAUACAUGGGCAGCAACGAUUGUUAUGGAAACCUACUGCUGCCCGAGGCUGCUAUAAAGACGGAGCAUGACUCCGACUCAGAGAAUGGAUGCAGCAUAUACCCCAGCACCCCCCAGAACGGUGUCUGGCGCUACAGCACGCCCUUCCCGGACAUGAACCAAGUGAAAACAGAAGCUGAAUAUGACGAGUAUUAUUGCAAGCCGAGUGUCACAAACAUAUCAAGUAUCAACGGACACCACAAAUAUCUCUACACCGGAGCAAGCAGGCCGCUCAAAUGUGUCCUUAAUAAAGACCAUUCUGAUACACAUAGCCUUCCGGGAACAAACUGCCAUGCGUAUAGCUCUGAGUCCAGGGUCUUUAUGCAGCCCGACUAUAAGCUGAGCUACGAAGUCAGGAACCACAGUCUUCUUCACUCCAUCAAAAGAGAACCCAUGGACUCUCUGCCUUGGACUGAUGGCAGCCAUGAUGCUAUUCAAGAACACGUGGACAGAAAUGAGCCCAGUUGUGCCCUAAACCCAGUGGUCCACAAAACUAGUGCCUAUUUGUAUAUGCAAUAAUCCUUAGCGACAAAUGAAACAUUUUGAAGCUCAGGUAUAUGUCUUAUUAAUGACAGGUGUAGUAACACUUGUUUUUAAGGGCUAGUUCUAUUGCACUUUAAAAAAUAUUUAGUAUUUUCUAUGUAAUAUUUGUAGCAUAACCUUCACAGUUACCUGAUCUUGAAUUUUAUGGAUUUUCAUCAUAUAAAGUUUGGGAUUAUAUUGUCUAUCUUAUAUAAUUACUUCUUUUCUAAAGUUUGAUUUACAAAAACUACAGACUACAAUUAGAAGGAAUGAAGGAUAAUUAUGGGAUACUAUUUAUACCACAAGGAAAUCGUUAUUCUGAUUGGUCAGUUGGUAUUGAAUCAUUUUCUUUACCAUCGUGGACUCGAAUGCAUUAUCAAUUCUAUAGUAAUAACUCUAGGAGCAGAAGAACAUCGCUGGAAGACGACGAGAGAUCGGGAAGACCUCCAACGAGCUCAACUCCCAAAAAUGACAAAACCAUUCGGCAACUUGUGCAUGAUGAUCAUCGGAGAACAAUCCACAAAAUCUCACUUCCACACCCACCCUACUCACCAGAUUUGGCUCCUGUGGACUUUGCCCUCUUUCCGAACAAUGAAGAUCCAACACAGAGGUCACGUUUUGACAACAUUGCAGAGAUGCAGUGCGAAUUGCAGAAAGAGCUUGACACGCUUUGAAAAAAUACUUCCAGGACACAUAACAGGAGUGACAAGAACAUUCUAAAUGCUGUAUUGCUGUGCAAGGGGACUGUUUUGAAGGUGAUAGUGUGUAAACAUUGAUAAAUGAAGUACUUUCUUGUAAACAGACCUAGUCUCGAAUAUUUUUGAUACCACCUUGUAGUCUUUGGUGAAGAUUUUUAUAAGGAGAUGUUUAUUUAACUGUUAUAGAACGAGUCUUCAGUGUCAGCACUUGAGGUGAGUUUUCAGCACAGGAAGUAACUUAAGAAGGUUAUUUCAGUUUGCUCUUUAGAAUAAGAGAAAAAAAAAACAUCUGUUUACAGCUGCUAUAGCAAAAGUGAUAACAGGACCAAGUUUUUUCUUACAAAUUAUUUCGACUAUUAAUACGACAAAUGCAUUAAUUCUGGAAGAUUUAGUUUGCUGUCAACCAAAAACUAUUUGUAAACUGUGUAUUUUGUUCAUUUUCAGCAUCAAUGUUGCUGUUAACACAAGUCAACAGGGAAAUGUGUCGAUGCAAAACAGUAUUUUUGUUCUGUCAGCUAGAAUCUGUUUUGUCUGUUUGUGUACAAAUGGGAUUUUUCCAUUGAAAAUUCAGUUCUGGGAUUUUGUCAUUUCAUUUUAUUUCUUUAUUUCAAAUGUAUUUAAAAAGUAAGAUUUGAAUCAAAGGUCUCAAACAUGAUGAUGGAUAAUGCCUGCAGUACAAUCUCCUGUUUCCUUUUCAUCUGAUCGAGAGCAACAUUUCAUCCGAGGACGAAGAUGCUCCUGGCGUCAGAUUUGCAUGUGCGUGCAAAAGCGUGCAAGCGACAGUGUGCACUCAUGUGACUCUGUGUGUGUGUGUGUGUGUUUGUAUUUGUAUAUUAUCAUAAUGCGAUUAAAAGAAUUGCCUAAUGUCUGAAUAAUUUAA
Silurus meridionalis is the source of this 3666-nucleotide messenger RNA. It is a transcript of the gene ahrrb, whose product is annotated as aryl-hydrocarbon receptor repressor b. Bases 307 to 2085 code for a protein of 592 amino acids. The transcript is spliced from 9 exons. Lineage: Eukaryota; Metazoa; Chordata; Actinopteri; Siluriformes; Siluridae. Gene Ontology annotation, molecular function: nuclear receptor activity; protein dimerization activity; transcription cis-regulatory region binding. Gene Ontology annotation, biological process: regulation of transcription by RNA polymerase II. Gene Ontology annotation, cellular component: nucleus; aryl hydrocarbon receptor complex. The record is from RefSeq and is a predicted model, not a curated record.